Messenger RNA from Limanda limanda (common dab), 3205 nucleotides. Its product is annotated as endophilin-B2-like. Lineage: Eukaryota; Metazoa; Chordata; Actinopteri; Pleuronectiformes; Pleuronectidae. Gene Ontology annotation, molecular function: protein binding. Gene Ontology annotation, cellular component: cytoplasm; membrane. Bases 61 to 1209 code for a protein of 382 amino acids. The record is from RefSeq and is a predicted model, not a curated record. Gene Ontology annotation, biological process: membrane organization. The transcript has 11 exons.
CAUAACCACUGGAGCGGAGUGUAGUGUUCGGAACGUCCCUGGCCUGCAGAACCUAACACUAUGGACUUCAACGUGAAGAGACUGGCUUCCGGUGCCGGACUGUUCUUCACACGAGCCGUACAGUUCACAGAGGAGAAGCUGGGCCAGGCGGAGAAGACAGAGCUGGACGCUCAUUUUGAGAACUUGAUGAGCCGUGCAGACUGCACCAAAAAUUGGACGGAGAAAAUCUACAGACAGACUGAGGUCCUGCUGCAGCCCAACCCAAGUGCCAGAAUUGAAGAGUUUCUCUAUGAAAAGUUGGACAGGAAGGCACCAUCCAGAAUUACUAAUGGAGAGCUGCUGGGUCAAUAUAUGCAGGAUGCAGCAAGGGAAUUUGGUCCUGGAACUCCAUAUGGGAGCACUUUAACGACUGUGGGGGAAUGUGAGAGAAGAUUAGGAGCAGCAGAGAGGGAUUUCCUCCAGACAUCAACUAUUAGCUUUCUCUCUCCCCUCAGGAACUUUCUGGAAGGCGAUUGGAAGACCAUUUCAAAAGAACGACGUCUUCUGGAGAAUCUGCGUCUAGACCUAGAUGCUUGUAAAACACGUCUGAAGAAGGCAAAAUUGUCUGAGGCUAAAGCUGCGAUGGCUCCAGAUUUUCAAGAAACCAGACCCCGCAACUAUGUGCUUUCUGCCAGUGCCUCUGCGCUAUGGAGUGAGGAAGUGGAAAAAGCUGAACAUGAACUCCGAGUAGCCCAAACAGAGUUUGACCGCCAAGCAGAAGUUACACGGCUACUUUUGGAGGGCAUCAGUAGUACACAUGUGAAUCAUCUGCGCUGUCUGCAUGAAUUUGUUGAGGCCCAAGCAGCUUUCUAUAAGCAGGGUCAUUUCCACAUGCAAGAACUACAGAAAGAGUUGGGAAGGCUUCCCAAUGCUUUUGCACUGAACUCCACUCAAUCCAUGGUUGCUGCUGGCACUGCAGCAGAAGACAUCAGCAGCCCUGUAGAGAAAGAUACACUGAAGAUUGAAGAAGUUCAGGCACCAGCUACAGGAACCCGCAAGGCCAAAGUACUUUAUGAUUACGAUGCGGCUGACUCCAGUGAACUCUCCCUUCUAGCUGAUGAGCUCAUCACAGUUUACACAGUGCCGGGAAUGGACUCUGACUGGCUGAUUGGAGAGAGAGGAAACCAGAAAGGGAAAGUGCCUGUCACAUACUUGGAGCUUCUCAGCUAAAGAAAAACCCAGAUUAUUCACACAUUCACAAACACACACACACAAAACACACACAUGUGUGUAAGUGCGUGUGAGCGGGUAAUACUAAAGAUAUGAGUAUAUUUAAUCGACUUACAUAAAUUUUUCAUACAGCUGUAAACUUCUAUAGCACUCCUCCAGUUAGCGUAAGCAAAAGUUAAUUUAAACACACACUCUUCCAUGUGCUUUUUUGAGCAUAAUGAAGUACAUUCACACUGACAGUCAUAAUAAUGGAGACACUGUUACAGUGAGUACAGAACAAUCCCACUGGGGGAUGGCUAACAUUCCUAUUUUGUUUGGUAGUUUAUUAUCACAUUGUUUUUUCCUAUUUAUUUCCUAUUUAUUGUUGUGCAUCCCAAAGGGUUCAAGUGGACUGUUCUAUGUAUUCAUGAAGUUGAGCUUAGACAAACUGUGACAGACACCCGUCAUGAGAGGGAUUUCCAAACAAAUUCUAUUGUUGAUUUGUUUUUUGUGUACUUUUGUUUCUUAAAUCUGCAUUUUUCAUAAAUUCAGUGAUGAACAGCGGUCGGAAAAUGUUCCAGACCUGUGACUUGUGGUGCUUCUAGAAUAUGGAUCCACCAUGAUGGCCAGAAAUUCAUCCUAUAAUUCCUGUUUAUUGUGUGUCAGGGAUAGAAGUGCGAGGUUUGUAUAAUCCAUCUCAAAAUUAAGAAAUCUUUGAGGACUUUGAUGAACCAAAACCAACAUGCAACCAACAUGCAAUAACUACCCCCCCCCCAGUUACGUGCAGUUCCUCUUUUAUGACAGACACUCCUCAUUGAAGAAGUGAAAACAAAUGUUUUCCAUUACGUGCAGUUCCUCUUUGUAUGACAGACACUCUUCAUUGAAGAAGUGAAAACAAAUGUUUUCCAACAGACGCGUGUGAGAACCAUUCAUGCAACUUUAUGGUUUAUUUAUUGUAUGUCUUCUGUUGUUUUACUUGACCAUACCACAUGAACAGACUUGAAUUUCUCAUGUUCAAUCUUGUUUUAAUCUUGAUCAAAGCAUAAGUUAUGACGAACUUAAAAAUUACUGUUAACUAAUUGUAAAACAAUAACUGAAACAGCAAAUUUUUUUUUUUCACAGAACGGUUACCAUCCUUGACUUUUGGGAGGCAGCUUUGCCUUAACUGCUUUGAAAUGAAUGUAGCAUUAUUUUAAGUGGACAGUCUUUGGUUUGUGGUUCCCACAGCACUGAAGAUGUCUAUUUCACAAUAUGAACACCUGUGCAGCUGUUGUCAUGAACUUUCCCAUCCUAACUGCCUUAAGAGGAUGGGAAAACACUGCUAAGGCCAUCUGCUGCAAACCAGAGAAUGUGCCCUUCAAAACAAUACAGCAUGCAAGAGUCUUUUUCCUCCUAAUCAUAUGUUUGUGUGAUUUUUGGUUUGCCCAAGAGUGGUUUGGGGAUUUACAGUGUUCCUGUUUGUUGCUCUUUUGUCUGUUAAUAAGUGUCUUCAGUCUUAGUGCUGCAUGUGCUACAGCUAGCAGACUGUUCUGCUGGAAAUGUACGUGUGUAAACAACAAUAUGAUUUAGCUGCGUCUGCUAAUGUGAGAUCUGGAACACCCAGGAUGUUUGCACAAAAAACAAUAUGCUCUCUCACAUGCAGUUCUGUGUACAUGCAUGCAAAUAAACCAGGCCGCAGGAGCUUUUGUGAAAUGAGCACAGUGUUUGGAAGUGCAAAAAUCCCCCAUCAGACAGGUGAAAUUAACCGGAAACCCAAGCUUACUAUGGUUGCAGCUGCAGUCAGUGAGACAAAUGGGGUCUAAUGAUUUUUCUAGGUGGAGGAAUGGAUUCCUCAUCAUGUAUCCUGCUCUCUACUCUUUGCUCACAGUUUUCUUUUCGAAAGAUUUUUUUACUACUGCUGUUGUGAUUCUGUUGUACCUCAUCUUGUUUUUCCCCCCCAAAAUAUGUAUUGCCUGUUCCUUCACCCUGAAUGAAUGGAUUGUGUAGAGUUUAAUAAAAAAAGUUUGAUUGAUUUGAA